Messenger RNA from Bolinopsis microptera, 5130 nucleotides. Its product is annotated as transient receptor potential cation channel subfamily A member 1 homolog. The record is from RefSeq and is a predicted model, not a curated record. Lineage: Eukaryota; Metazoa; Ctenophora; Tentaculata; Lobata; Bolinopsidae. Gene Ontology annotation, molecular function: protein binding. The transcript has a single exon. Bases 881 to 3982 code for a protein of 1033 amino acids.
GGCCCCUCAUUACGUCACCAGAAAUAUAAGAAUGGAGCGAAUUGCGAAAGCUCAGAUAGGAUGAGCUUUCGCUCCAUUCUUAUAUUUCUGGUCACGGAAUUCCUUUGGUUUCAUCACGAGUCUGUUUACUUUGUAAAUGAAACAUAAAAAGUGUGAAACACAAUGUUUGUGCUUGAUAUUAGGACGCAAUGAAACUACCGGACCACGAUGUAUGGGGACUUGCCACCCCAUGGCAACAUUAAAAUAUAUCGACUCUGUUACAUCGUUUCCUGUUAAUAUAUAUCCGAUCCACUUUUAUUUCAGUUUCUGACCAACGAAUCAAGCUCCGUCAAACGAGUUACACUAACUCAUUUGUCUUUACACGCUGUCCACGUUUCAGUUUAUCAAAUUACGAACCAAGGAAAUAUUCCGUGUUGGUCUUGUUAUAUCAUUCACACGUAAUUGUGUGACUGUGUGUUUGUUUGCUUUCAAAGUUCUCUUGUUAUUCACUGGUAAUUAUGUGACUGUGUGUUUGUGCUGCUAAUUGCUCCAUGUAAUCCGAACAUUCCCCUUACCUGUCAUUUAGCUCGCAUUAAACUCGAUUUUUAUUUUUGCAUUCUUUUUACUGUUGCGCUAUAAUUUAUUAACGUUAGUUAUAAAACUCUGAGUUUGAUUAUAUUAAUUUCCGCAUUUUUAAAAAUGUUUCACUAUAAUUACUAUCGUUAGUUGUAAUAUUGACAGGGAAUUAUUUAAGUCAUCCCUUAAUUCAAAUCGAAUUCCUUAAUUGAUUAUGGGCUAAGUUAUAUAGAUUUAUUUUACCUUUUGCAUCGAUAGUUGAAAUCCAUAUUCAGUUUAACUUAUAAUUUUAUUUUAAGCCUCUCAUGAAAAAGAAGAAAGAAUAAUGGAAAGAAUAAUGGAAAGUUUAAUGGAUUUUGCAGUAGACCCUGCGACUCUUCGAGUCGCAGGUAUUGCACAUUUUGUAGACCCAUCAAAUUUGGUAGUAGAAGAAGUUCAUGAGGCUCUUAGAAGAGUUCAUGAAAAGACACCUGAAAAAGAUUGUGAAAAAGAUUGUGAAAAAGAUUGUGAAAAAGAUCGUGAAAAAGAUUGUGAAAAAGAUUGUGAAAAAGAUUAUGAACUACGAGAACUUCCAAAAAAAGGAGUAGACCCUGCGACACUUCGAUAUAAUAAAUCAAAAGAACAUCCAGAUUCAGAUGAUACUGAUAGAUCAUAUUCUGCGAAUGAUAGUGAUACGCUUUCUUCUGUAGAAAACGAAGAGUUUAGUGCAGUAUGUCCUGCGACUCUUCGAUAUGAUGAACCAGUAGAACGUAGGACUCCAAUUAUGACAAGAGAUGAACCAGUGGUUCAUGUAAUAACAAGGGCACCUGAACCAAUAUAUUACAAACCCGAGCCUAGAGUAUGUCCUGCGACUCUUCGAUGUGAUGAACCAGUAGAACGUAGGACUCCAAUUAUGACAAGACCUGAACCAGUGGUUCAUGAACUGACAAGGGCACCUGAACCAAAAAUAUAUAUAGACCCUGCGAAUUAUCAGAGACACUUAGAUCCAAUGGAUAUAGUACAUCCUGAAGCACCUGAUUUUGCUAUCGACAUACCCGCAAGUCGUCACGAAAACUAUGAUAAUGUUCAAGUGAAAAUAGAGCGUGCGGUAUGCCCUGCAACUCUUCAUGCCAUUCCUAACUUCAUGCCACAGUAUAAGUAUGCUGAUACAGACAGUAAUUAUUUCACAGCUGUUAAAGAGGGUCACCAUCAUAGGGACACUCAUUUAAGACUGGAACAUUUGUGCAAAGAAUUCGGUUACUCUACAGAUGAGGUUAACAAACAAGGUGAAGGCAAGUGGGGCCCUCUCCAACUAGCUGCUGCUUUUGGAGACGUAGACAUUGUGGAGGAGCUGUGUAAGUACGAACUUAUUGAUCUAGUACAGCAGGAUGAUGAUAAUGAUACGCCGCUCCAUACUGCUGCUUAUUGGGAUUAUGAUAGCACGAUUGAAAUUAUUUUGAACAGAGCUAAGGAUCCAGAUGAGGCGAGACUUGCUAUAAAUAUGUCUAACAAAGCCAAGGAGACUCCAUUUACUUUCGCUGCAACACGCUAUCAUAAAAAAUCAUGUGCUAUGAUGAUCAGGUACAGUCCUCCUCUUGCUUACAUAUUUCGUAUCGCUAAUCCCGGGCGGAAUCCUGGCACGCACGAUGUGGAAAAAGAAAAAGACAGUGGAAUAUUUGGAAAAUUGCGAACGAAAGAGGCAGUGACAAAUUUUGAGAAAAUGAAUGAACACAUUAUAAGGUAUCACCAGCGAAACGGUCAAGGCAAAACUUCUAUCAAUAUCAUGAUAACUAAAAUGCCAGAGUUGGUAUUCGAAAUCCUGGAUAAAUCGAUAAUCACAACUAAAACUGCUAUCCUCACUAAAAGUAGCAAAGGUUCUGAAAAUAAGCAUGAAGACAUUCAGCGAGUCAUCGUUGACUUCGGAGCAUUGGAAAACUACGGUGAAGAGGAAAAGGAGGAGAAAAAGGAAAUGAAAGACUCCGAAGAAUUGGGAAAAAAAGGUGAAAAGGAGCUUCUUAUGACUGUCAAUGCGGAGAAGGAGGAGGAGAAGGAGAAGGAGAAGAAUACGAAGAAGAAGGAGAAAAGGGACAAGAAGGAGGAGGAGGAAACAGGAAAGCCUCUAACUUCGGGAUACUAUAAGCACGGUUCAAACCCGCUCCAGAUCAUGGCAAAGAUGAAUCAUAGUCUUCUCACACAUCCAGUGGUAGAAGCUUUGAUCGUUACAAAGUGGGAAAAGUUUGCCAGAACUUACUUCUAUAUUUUCACCUUCCUUCUUUACCUGAUAUUCUUCUUCGUGCUGAUGGGAUAUCAGUUCACUCAAAUCAAACCAUUUGAACUUUUGGAAAUUGAUAAAGCUAUUAGAUCCUGGAUUGAAAAUUCUAGCCAUACUUGUGAUGAAUUUCCCGAUGGCUGCUCAAAGAAGAAAUCUGCAGAGUGUGAUAUCUUUGGAUACAUACUUCUGGUGAUGUCUGCUAUUCGCCUAUUUCUUGAGCUUCUGGAUCUCCUCGAUAAUGUUUUCAAUGGAUCAGAUCUUGAUAGUGGAAGUAACAGCCCUCUUGAAACUGGCAGAGCGUGGUUACAAGGUUUGAUGAACUAUCUUAUUGACCCUGAGAACUAUUUAGAGGUUAUCUUAUACGGCAGCAGUCUGUUCUUUUCUCUCAAUGUGCUGGAACCGCAAAGUGUCAUGUCCCCUUUUCAUUGGAAAAUUGGAGCUCUCUCCGUUCUAACCAGCUUUAUUAACCUCCUCCUUCUUCUCCAAGUAUUCCCGAAUAUUGGAAUAUACAUCAUCAUGUUCUUCAAAAUAGCAUGGACAUUCCUCUCAAAGAUAUUAUCCUUGCUAGUUUUCUUCUUGAUCGCCUUUAUGGUGGUAUUCCACAUGCUGUUGAGCCACACAAAUGUCUUUAGGAAAAUACUGUCCGCAGAUGCCAUCUUCAAGACCUUAUCUGCGGGAGUAUCUGGAGUCGAAUACGACGAUUAUGCCGACCAAGAAAUGAUUUACCCAACAACAACGCUGGUGGGUCUCAUUGCUUUCGCUCUGUUUGUCCAAGUUCUCUUCUUGAAUCUUGCAACUGCUCUUGCAAUAGGAGAUGUGGAUGCAAUCCGAAGUGGAGCGGAAAAGGCCAAAAACGCACUUAAAAUCAAGCACAUCUAUAAUGCACAGAGAAUAGUGAAUCUCAUACAGUGGGUAGCCAAACCCAUAUUUUGUGGAAGUGCUCUAAACUUCCUGGAACAUCAGAAGCGAUUCCGAAACAUGCCAGCAAAGAGAUUUAAGAAAGAUCGACUUGCAUAUAUCCAAACAUGUACAGAGAAUUCCGAGAAAUCAGAGAUAUGUACCAAGAAAUGCACAGGGAAAUGCACAGAGAAAUCUGAAGAUUUGGUCAUUCCAUUUUCUGAUUUUUAUGAAAGCAUGGUUCAAACCCGCCCCAGAUCAUUGCAGAUCUGGAGAUGAAUCAUCGUCUUUUCAAACAUCCAGUUGCAUCUAUCCAAACAUGUACAGAGAAUUCCAUGAAAUCAGAGAAAUCAGAGAUAUGUACAAAGAAAUGCUUAGGGAAAUGCACAGAGAAAUCUGAAAAUUUGGUCAUUCCAUUUUCAGAUUUUUAUGAAAAAUAUUACAAACGUUAAAUGUCGUAGUAAUCAAAAAUCGAGUAUUGUUCUAUAAACUAUAUAGAGAAUAAACUCACGAUUUAAGGUUAUUUGCUCCUUUGAAUUGAAGGAGAUUUUACAACGGGUAUACAUUUCAACUAAAAGAAUGUUAAGACCUUUAUUUUUAAGAUAGAAGGGAAACUCUUACUGCAUUAUAUUUUUGUUAGCACUUAUCAGUCUUUUACGAUAUUAUACGAGUUUUAGAUUGUUGUAAAGUUUUUAAGUAAUACAAGAUGAUAAUAAUCACUAACUCACUUUUGAGAAAUGCAUGUUAGUUUUUAAAAUAUUUAUUUACAGAUGUUUUUGCUUAUUAAAAUAUGUGAAUUGUGAAUCUUUUAUAACACUAUUCAUUAACUCUUAACCUAUGUUUGCAUUGAUCUAUGAAUUAAAUGGAAAUUACAUGCCAUGUCUAAUGUCGAUUGAACUAAAGUGUAAAAUAAAAACAAUCAGUCGCAAUUGAUCAUCCCAAUCCUAAGGUGACAAAUAUAAGAUGAAUUUCAAUCGUGGUAUGCAGUUACCCUGUACCAAAAUAAAUAAACGUCAAGAUGAAGUCUGUCUAUCGCUUAUUCUUCCACUCUCAAUAUCUUCUAUCGCCUCAAGGAUCACUUGUUCCCGUUUCUUUAAUCGCCCCAGAGCCCACUCCUUCUCCAGAGCUCGCUUCUCCGCCUCAGCUGCUGCUUUCUCCUCUACCACGUAACGUGAUCUUAAUAUUUUCAACGCUGGUCCCAUCGAUAUUGUAGUCAUCACCAUACCCUGUGCUCCUAACUCUGCUCCAUCAUCGUGCUUGUUUUCACGCUCACUCCCACUAAAUGUUGAUGCUGCACUGACAGCUCCGUCCCCUGCCUCGGGCAGCCAAUACCGGAAAAUUGUGUUCCCAACCCCUAGAGCAUCUUCCAGAAUAUUCGCUGUUCUGUUAGCAGUAUGUCUAGCUUCCACCACUUCCAUUUCUGCUUC